UAGUUUGGUAAAGUGAUAUUUUGGACGUGGUUAGGGUUCGCUUGCCUUGGGUACUGGACAGUUUUGAUCUGGGUAUCGAGGUGCUCCUCGAGGUUUCGAUCUAGGGUUUGUUUCGUCUCCCUUGCCUCAACUCAGCAACUUCUUUCGGACGAGGGACGUGAGUUGCUGGACAUCGAUGCCGGUGGACACUCUGGACGUUGAUAUGGAUAAGUUUUCUGCACAUCGAUGCUGGUGCGGGGGUAAUCGAAGCUGGUCCGGAACGGUGAUGAGGAGUUGUGUUGUGAGAGUAGCGUGGAGAGAUCAUCGUCUAGGGGUUUGAAGGGUCGUGUUCCUCGGAUCGGGCUCUUAUUGUGGAUUGCCUACUGAAUUGGGUCGUGGAGGAGGAUGGGUGACGGUGUUGAAAAUUUGGAAGAGCAGAUACGUAGCGUGGAGGACCAGAUAAGAAGAGUGGAACAGAAGAUAGACAGAGUUGAAGAGCAGAUCGACAGAUGCCGUGAUGAUGAGGAAAGAAAGCUACUCUGGAACAGAGAAGCGCAACUCCGAGAUGAGAAAGCGCAACUCCGGGCCGAGAAAGCGCAACUUAGGGAGCAAAUCCUGCAAGGACGAGAUUCCAUCGAUCAUUCCGGGGAAUUGCUCGAGGGGUUGUUGCUCACACCUGUAAUUGAUCUUCCACAAGAUGGAGUUGGGCUAGCACGGGUGCUGUUUCCUUCGUGGCACGGGGAACAGCACGGGCAGCUUCCUGUUGUAAAUAAAACCUACCUACGAAUCAAAAACCGGUUUCCUAAGGUCGCAGAGGAGUUUUUACGCGUGACAGAUGCUUCGACGUUAUCCGUGUCCCUGUCCAGCACCUUGGAGGAAGCAACUAUCGCUCCAAAAUCGGAGGCAGAUGUUUCAUAUACAGUUCAAGGCUACUUAAGGAGGUUUUUCAGCGCUUGUAAUGAGUAUAGCUUGGACGGUGCUACCCUGGAUUUGACUUUCAAUAAAAGUGAAAAGCUAUCACUGUCGAGAUCGAAUGCAACACUAUCACGCAAGAGGCCUGAUACGCUCGGUGUAAUGUCUCAGUGCACAUUUCUUGUCGGUGAAGACAAGCUAUCCGACUUGUCAGAAGCGGAAAACGACAUUUCUCUUAAAAUGCAGCCACUUAACCCAAGAUUUUAUGGAGACCUGCGGUUCAUUUUGGGGUAUAUAGCAGCCGGUACCAAAUUUCAAUGGGUCCUUCUUGGAAAGGAUAGGUCUCUGGUACGCAUUGAACCACUUCUUGACCUGGCAAAGAUACCCAACCGAAUCUUGUUGAUCCUGAGUAUUUUCAACGCCUUUACUUUAGUGAGGAAAAUGGCGGAGAAAAUCCCUCCCCUUCCAGGGCGCCAUGCGAUGUUUUCGUCGCUUGUGCAGGGAGAUUGCACCAUCUACUUCUUGAAUGACAGUGUCCGUAAGAAGAUAAAGAAUUUUAAAAGUUACUGCGAAGCUACUGCAACUGAUUUUAAUGUCGUUAAUCGAGCCUACAAUGAUGUGAAAGGGAGCCCGUAUCUUCCGAUGGUAAUUGAAGAGCCCGAGUUAGGACGAGGAGGAGAUAGCUACAAGGUUACAAUUGGUCCUCUUGGAUACUCUCCUAGGAUCAGGUCUGAGGAGGAUACCAAGAUGUUGGCCAAGAGUGUGUGCAACGCCUUGAAAGUCCUCCAUGAGAAGGGCUUUGUUCACAGGGAUGUUCGACUUCCAAAUAUAGUGGAGGUUACAUAUGGGCAGUUCAUGCUGAUCGAUUUGGAGACGGUUGCAGAAUCUCCUUUCUAUGUGCAUCCCUCGUUCCACUACCUGGCGGACUGGAGCAGGGACAUGUUGGAGAACUCGCACUAUACGCCCAAGUCCGACAUGUAUCAGCUUGGGAAACUCCUUGGCGACAAAUUUGCAACCUUCACUCGGUCACCUUCUGCCCAGCAGUUUAUUUCCAGGCUCAUGUCCAAACAGGUCGAUGCAAAUACGGCAUUGGAGGACCCUUGGCUAAAAGUCGAUGAAGAAAUGUCAGGAGCUUUGAUGUUCAAAGCUAAAUGCUAAGCUCCACUGAAGAGUUGGGUGGAAUGUAUUAUACGUUGCUGAUGGAGUUAUGUUCUUUUUGCAGGUAUGUAAUGAAAGUUUUAGUAUAAUUUGCGUUGUAGGCUUCAGUACAGAAGAAGAAUACCCCCUUCGUGGGGUUUUGAAUUCCUUAAUUUUGACAAGAAUUGACCCUUUCACAUCUUUAGAUUAGAGGAAUGAGCUGCAAUUGAGGGUCUAGGUUGCUGCAGAGAGAUUGCUACUGGGGAUUCUUUUCUUCAGUGGAGGUUACUUGUAAGGUGAUGUACAGUUUGGAUUACUCUGGAGGGUCAGUAUGAUAUCUAUCCCACUGUGUCUGUAUUUGCUGAGGUUACCGGCAUACAGUGCACGGAUGUGCAUCUAUGAAGCUUGAAGGUUUUGGUUACCUCCAAGCCUGCAUCCUUUUGUUGCAUUUGCAAAAUACAAAGAAAGUAGUUGGUGGAUAUUGACUUUGUAGUAGUUUGGACAUUCUAAACCUUAAAGGCAUCGAAAUUUCAUUAGGAGGCCCUUUUGAUACUAAAGAUA
Molecule: messenger RNA, 2589 nt
Organism: Physcomitrium patens
Lineage: Eukaryota; Viridiplantae; Streptophyta; Bryopsida; Funariales; Funariaceae
Product: crinkler effector protein 8
Biological process (GO): protein phosphorylation
Molecular function (GO): ATP binding; protein kinase activity
Source: RefSeq, a predicted model, not a curated record